UCUUCAUCUCUUCUCAUCAGUUAAUAAUUGCAACAUUUUGGUUUGUGGUGGUGAUGGUACCAUUGGCUGGGUGCUUGAGUCGAUGGAUAAGAUGGAAGAAUUGUUUAUUCAUGGGCGACCUCCAGUGGCCGUACUUCCACUAGGAACUGGAAACGAUCUGGCAAGAUGCCUGCGAUGGGGCGGAGGAUAUGAAAACGAGAGCUUGUACAAAAUUCUUAUGCAAAUAGAAAAAGCUACGACUAUUGAUAUGGACAGAUGGUCAAUAAAAAUUAUGCCAAAGGAGAAACAAAAGAAAAAGGAAAAAGGCGAUCCACAGCCUUACAAUAUUAUCAACAAUUACUUCAGCAUUGGAGUGGAUGCGUCAAUUGCUCAUCGCUUCCAUGCUAUGAGGGAGAAGUAUCCCGAAAAAUUCAACAGUCGAAUGAGGAAUAAGUUAUGCUUGGCACAAGUGAAACACUUUCAAGUUCCUUGUGACGGGGAGACCAUCGACUUAGGUCAGGACUCGUCGCUUGAGGGAAUUGCUAUUCUUAAUAUUCAUUCAAUCUAUGGAGGAAGCAAUCUCUGGGGAAGAAGCAGGAAGGGAAAGACACGUUUCAAUUUUCAAUUGCCGAAUUCUAACGAAAGAUUGCCGUUGCAGGCACGAGUGCAGGAUAUCGGAGAUGGAUUAGUAGAGCUGGUUGGACUUGAAUCGGCUAUGCAAAUGGGACAAAUAAAGGCUGGCGUACGAGGAGCUAGGCGUUUAUCGCAAUGCUCAACAGUUGUUAUUGAGUAAAA
Messenger RNA from Strongylus vulgaris, 774 nucleotides. NCBI's taxonomy places the organism in Eukaryota, Metazoa, Nematoda, Chromadorea, Rhabditida, Strongylidae. The record is from the annotation of a GenBank genome assembly.